Molecule: messenger RNA, 802 nt
Organism: Sebastes umbrosus (honeycomb rockfish)
Lineage: Eukaryota; Metazoa; Chordata; Actinopteri; Perciformes; Sebastidae
Gene: mrps11
Product: mitochondrial ribosomal protein S11
Exons: 6
Coding region: 111-710 (199 amino acids)
Biological process (GO): ribosomal small subunit assembly; translation; maturation of SSU-rRNA from tricistronic rRNA transcript (SSU-rRNA, 5.8S rRNA, LSU-rRNA)
Cellular component (GO): mitochondrial small ribosomal subunit; ribosome
Molecular function (GO): small ribosomal subunit rRNA binding; mRNA 5'-UTR binding; structural constituent of ribosome
Source: RefSeq, a predicted model, not a curated record
CUCAAGCUAUUACUGGUCUGGUCUGGAUUUACAGGACCUUCAAUGUCACAUGUGUUUUGUGUAAAGAAGCUACAUUUCUGAUAGUAAAGUUGUUUCUAAUCGUAUAAAACAUGUUUAAAUUAAAUUGUUUAUUAGUUAGUUCUGUGAGUAACGUGUGCAGACAGCUGACUGCAUCACUAAAUGCAAGUGGGAGCUCUCUGUGUGGAAGCAUUGGGUUACAGAGAACACUGUGUACCAGUGCUGUCAGACUUCAGGAGCCUGCAGCAGCAUCCACCACAGAGCCUGGGAAAACCUCCAGAGACUUCAGUCAUUUCCCUCCACUGCCUGGCCAGGAGAGUUCACUGAGAUGGGCUGGAAAGAAGUUUGAGGAGUUACCAAUCGCUCACAUUAAAGCCACGUACAACAACACACACAUCCAGCUGACGGAGAGCACGGGAGAGUCGCUGGUCAGGACGUCCUGCGGAACGGAAGGCUUCAAGAAUAUCAAGAAGUCGACGCCCAUCGCUGCUCAGACUGCAGGCAUCUCUGCUGCUGUGAAAGCCACGGCGAAGGGAGUGACGUUUGUCCGUGUUAUGGUCAAAGGUAUCGGCCCUGGACGUCAAUCUGCGAUCAAAGGCUUGACGAUGGGAGGCCUGGAGGUGGUAUCGAUCACCGACAACACCCCCGUGCCGCACAACGGAUGCCGCCCACGCAAAGCCAGAAGGACGUGAUCUCCGAACCAGAAUGCGCUGCAAACGAGAGGAAGCGGGUUGUGUUGUAAUAUGCUAAUAAUAAAGUGUUUUUCUUGUAUAACUUUCCCCGG